Kogia breviceps (pygmy sperm whale) is the source of this 6541-nucleotide messenger RNA. The record is from RefSeq and is a predicted model, not a curated record. Lineage: Eukaryota; Metazoa; Chordata; Mammalia; Artiodactyla; Physeteridae.
UAGUCGAACUACAUUUACAGCUAAAGAUGUUUGUCUUGAAAGUGAAAUGUCAAGAGUCUGAAGUUAGGGAUUCAAGACUGACACUCCCUGGAUGGUCUCACCCACUCUUAGGGUUCCUGUCAUCCCCUUUGUGUUGAUAACUCCCAAAUCUGUACCCCCAGAAGACACCACACUCUUGGACUGCAGAGUCCUGUACUCGGCUGCCUUCCAGACAUCCCCGGUGUGGGAUCUGCAGAUUUCCACAAUUCCAUGUGUCCAGAGUGCACAGGCUGUACCUCCGCAGUGUCCCUCUUCCACUGAACUAUCCCACCAUCCCUCCAGUUGGUCAGGCCAAAAACCUGGGGCAUCCUUGACUUUUCCCGCCCCUUCACUUCUGGCUUACAAGGUCCUGCAGGAUCUGGUCCCCGCUUAGCCCCCGAGCCCACUCUCACGACCAUCCACCUGGAUCUUGAGCCACAGGAGGCGCCACAUUCUCACUCUUCUGCACAGUUUCAUAGUGUUCUUUCUCCUCCUUCCUCCGUUCUUGAGCUUCUCGGCCAUUCACGAUUGAAGUAAUUGAUUUCAGGCGUCCUUCCCUGAUCUCUGCCUGUGUGGAUUUGAGGAGCGCCAGUACACUUCUCACGUGACACUCAUCACACUGGCUUGUUGCACUUGCCAUGGGAGGGCCUUGUCCACUGCUGCCUCCGUUGCGCUGAGCACUCGGCCUGAACCGUAAUAGGGAUAAUGACUCUUCGUGCUUCUCGCCUAAGUUGAAUAAGCAACUUGUGCACUUUAAUCCCCUGUCAGUGCCAUCAGGCUGACAGAAGACAGGUUUUUGAAAUCUCAGCUAUAAAGACAUCCAGCCAAAGUCUCAAUCUUGCCUUAACAAUGUUUCAGAGACUGAAUAAAAUGUUUGUGGGUGAAGUCAAUACUUCUUCCAACCAAGAACCAGAAUUUAGUGAGAAAGAAGAUGAUGAAUGGAUUCUUGUUGACUUCAUAGACACUUGCACUGGUUUCUCAGCAGCAGAAGACGAGGAAGAAGAAGACAUCAGUGAAGAGUCACCUACCGAGCACCCUUCAGUCUUUUCCUGUUUACCCACGUCUCUUGAGUGCUUAACUGAUACAAGUGAUUCCUGCUUCCUCCAGUUUGAGUCCUGUCCGAUGGAGGAGAGCUGGUUUAUCACCCCUCCCCCAUGUUUUACUGCAGGUGGAUUAACCACUAUCAAGGUGGAAACCAGUCCUAUGGAAAACCUUCUCAUCGAACACCCCAGCAUGUCUGUCUAUGCUGUGCAUAACCCCUGCCCCAGCCUCAGUGAGGCCCACUGUGGGACUGAGGAAUUUCAUAACCCAAGCAGUCCCAGAGUGGAAGCUCAGAAUGAAAUGGGGCAGCACAUUCAUUGCUAUGUUGCAGCUCUCGCUGCUCAUACAGCUUUUCUGGAGCAACCCAAGAGCUUUCGCCCUUCCCAGUGGAUAAAAGAACACAGUGAAAGACAGUCUCUGAACAGAAAUAGCCUUCGUCGCCAAAAUCUUACCAGGGAUUGCCACUCUCGGCAAAUCAAGCACAAUGGCUGGGCUGUCCAUCAGCCCUGCCCACGUCAGUACAAUUACUAAGAAUUUCAAGUGUGUUUGGUGGGUUUCUCUUGGUUUGUGCAUAUGUGUGUGCGUGGGUGUGUAUGGACGAUGAAUAUGCUGUCUCUUCACAGACAACUGAUGACCAGUCACACAGUUUUAUCGGUAUGUUUAGACACUAUCUUGAAGACCAGAUUUACAUGCUGUGUAUCAUGUAAUGCCUUGCUCUUAACAUUUACUUUUUUGUAAAUUUUUUCAGAAUAUUUUUGGAAACAUAUCAAUACAAUUACAGUGUUUAGUGUUUGGGGAUGUCUUUAAAUCUAUUACGGUGUAUACAAGUUAGCAAUUUAAAGAGAUUUCUUCCCAAGUACGAGAAUAGGCAUCUUUCAAUUUCAUUUUAUUAGGUAUUAAUUAAUCUUUUGAGUAAGCAGAAAUUUAUUCUCAGGGUCAGCCAUACACUUUAUUGACCAGUACUUGAUAAUCUUUUCUGUAUAUAGCGAAUACAUUUUUACACACUAACAUGAGCAUUAACAAGUGAUGUAGUUGCCACAGAUAUAAUGGAAUUAUGGCUGAACUUUCUUUUGGAAGAAAACUUGAUAUAUUUCUGUGUGUAUGGGUUUUUUAUUUCCCAGAUUAGCCAUACAGUUCAUUUUGGAAUUCAGGUACCUUAAGUGUUAGCGAACAGUACAUUCAGUAAUUCCGAUGUGACUGUGUGACAUGGUACGGACAUUACAGGCAUCGUGGGACAACAGCACUCGUCUCACAUGCAGAGGGAUUAAAUUAGACCUGUGAAAUUAUAUUUGGAAAAAUGUGUGUCCAUAACUAACCCAUUGGUCUUCUGUUUAAGUUGUUUGGAUUCUUUCCCGCCAGCUCUGCCUACUCGCCACCUCACAUCAGCUGUAAAUUCAGAAGUACUUGUCCUGGCACUUGAGUGACUUCCUGUUUAUAUGUGCCCAAGGGAAGAGAGAGGCUUUAUAUUUCUGAUGCAGUGAUAGAUCCUCUGCCACGGAGACUGUCCUGCCGAGUGGCAAGCAAGGGUGAAGGGGGUCCCUGGUGACAUCUCUUCAUAGCGUCUAAAUGAUGGGUGACAGGUUGGCUUCCUUGAGUUUUCGUAUUUUUGUUUUAACUUGGGCUUCGGGCAAAAUCUUUAACCACUUUGGCCUCUGUUUCCUCCACCAGUGGGGGAGCAGUGGUACGUACCGCCCUCACAGUUGUUGGGAGGACUGGAUACUGACUUGAAGUGGGACUGCCGAGAACUGAUCCUUGCGUGAAAUUCCAGGGGCCUCUCUGCCGAGUCUGGUGAUGGGGGUGGGGCCGUGGCAACUCCUCUGCCACAGCUGCUCCUCAGAGGCGAUGCUGAUGCGGCCGGGGCAGGGCUCCGUUCACAGAGGCCGCUUAACUCAGCGCAGAGGAAAUCGAUUUCCUUACCUCUAGCCGCUCACUUUAUUUUUUAGCAGCUGUAAUGGGUUUCGCUGAGCCAUCUGCACUCUCACCAGCUUCCUCUGAAAUUAAGUCAAACGUAUUUACAAUCCAGAGCACAUUCUACAUAGACAGAGCAGUACGAUCACCUUCAUAAUCAAAUAGCUUAUUUUUCCAUCUCCUCUGCAACCCUAAGUAAGCAAGUACAUGGCUAUACAGUGUUGUCAAGGGCAGAAGCAGCAUAUAGUUAUAUGAAGUGUUAGUAUAUUCUUCGGUAACCCUGUAGCAGUUGGAUGCAGGGAACCAUGGGAGACUUUUUUUAAGCGAAGAGCUGUGCUCUUUUCUGACUAGACUGGGGUAUGUGGAGUCAGAAGAGGUUCAAAUAGCUUAGAUGGUGGUGUUAGGUUGUUCGUCCACUGGCUGUGCUGAAGGGCCAGAAAUGUCUCUUUAGAACAAGAGUCUAGAUCCCCCUUCUCUCCUUAGCCCCCUUCCAUUUCAGCUACCCCUUUAUUUAUUUUUCUAAUAAGAGGCCAAGUCUGUAAACUUUUGUCAAACUGAGCUAGAAGUUAUUUUGUUACUAUUUGUGUUUACCAGAGUUGGGAGAUAAGGUAGAGUUUUCAUGACGGUGUGUAUGUUUUCUACCAUGACUGUUAAAGGGCCGUAUGUUGCUAACUUGAGCAUAGAUGUAAGCCUCUGAAUACAUGGGGGUCUCUUUUUUCAUAUAUUAAAUGCAAGUUGUUAGUACCUCACGAGUUAAAGAAGGUCAGCCAUGAGAAUUUGUUUGGCAGCAUGAACAGAUUUGUAUAUAAAACUGCAAUGGUCUUUUUUUACUAUUAUUUUUUCAGAUUUCCUAAUACCUUAAAUACAUUUACAUCUCUAUUAGUUACUGACUUUUUGUUUGCCUUAUUUGGGCCAAGUUUUUUAUGCUUUGUACCUGGAAAACAAAUGAUUUCAGUCUUUGCGACGUUUUUUCAGUGUAAGGGUUACCACACACCAUCUGUGAUAUCAUACUGUCGUUUCUGUAUCAGUAUCUAAGGUUUCUGUCUAAAAUUGGCACAUGUAAGCAUUAAAGAAAGUGGUUAUAUAAUACAGUUGAAGUUCUUGGUCAUUAGAUGUUUGUUAGGGAUCUACUAUGUGUGAGACAUAAGACCAAUAAUAACAGAGAGUGAUGUUGACUGUUAAGUAUUCUUUGAAACAUGGCUGAAAUGCAGCUUAUUAUAAGUUUAUUAUUUUUCCUGUUGUAAAUAUUAGUGGUUUACAACGUGCUUUAGUGCAUAUUCCUUAAAAAUUUAAGCAGUGAGAAAUAAGACCCCUUUGAAUUUAGUGCUCUGUUUCUAAACUGAUAAUAUAGAACGUUACUUGGAAAAAGUCUGGAAUAUGUGGUGCACACAGCAGUGUUUCAUGAAUGAGUUUCUUAGUUUUUAUAAUGCACCAUGUUUCUCAAAGUUUGUGUUUUUUGUUAAUAAAACAUUUUAUCAUGUAUAUCCUAUGUUUAUUACUUUUUCUUCUUCACUUAGUUUGAUUAUGUACUGCACCGUAAGUUGAAGAUUAACCACCCGUUAUUUAUCUUCUGUGGCAAUUUAUAAUAUAUGUUUGGGUGGGUGGGGAAUUUUUUGCAGAAGGUGCAAAGUGAUUGGAUUUUUUACUUACUGUUCCAGGGAGCUUUUUUAACAUUCAUUUCCUGUGCAUGUUUUCAGUUCCCAUGCAAACUGUUCCUGUUUACAUACCUUCCGUGUUGUAUCAGUACUUUGAUUCUAGUGGGAUGACAGUUUACUUAAAACUUGAGAGGGCCAUUCAGCAUUGCCUAAUGUUUUUACUUCUCAGAUCUGUGUAGUACACUGGUUUGUAAUCUCUAUGUCUUCCUUGAAUCUGGGUGUCUUUGCUAUUUCUCUUCCUCCUCAAGGAAAUAUAUUGUCUUAUAUACUCUUUAAGAAAAGAGGGCAAAGAAGGGUAUCUUUCUUAUUCUCAUUUUCUUUGAGUUGGAAACAAACAAACAAACAAAAUGAAGGACUCCAACUAGAAGAUAAGACAUUUAAAUUUAAAUAACUUAGUUUAAGAGUUUCCAAGUAUUAGUUUUUGUUUUUUAGAAUCAGUUAAGAGACUGCUCCUUGUACUGGAGAUACUAGCAUAUGUUUGUAAUGUUACCUUAAAAUUAUAUUUUUAUUUUAUAAGUCCCAUACAUACUGGUUAAAUUCUUUAAAAAGUUGGGCUACUAUCAUGUAGGUUCACUGCCAUCGGCCCUGUUGAUUAUUAUAAAUGGCAUCCUUAUCUACUUAAUGCUUAAAGUUUUAUAUAAAAUGCUUUAUUUAGAAAACAUAUAAUAUAGUGGUAUCAGCCUUGCCAUGUACCAAUUUCACUUGAAAUGUGACACCAAUUACAAGUGGUUUGGGGUGGAGAAAGAGGUCCUGGAAAGCAUACAGAUAAGGAUAUCUUUUCCUAUUUGCAACAGUAUCCUUUAUGUGGGAGAAGUUACUAUUCCAAGGAAGGCAGCUUAAGUGGAUAUUCUUUUGUGUGUCAUUGAGAAUUUUCCUUAAAACAUUUUUUUAAAUUGUAUCAUUGUUAAAUGCCCAAUUUUGCUCAGUAUUUGCCUGAAGUUUUAGUAUUUGUUUUCUAGGAGGGCUUCUAAAAACCAUACCAGUACUUGGGGAGGUUGGAUGUGUAUGUUUCCAGGCUUGCUGUGUAUGAGUGGUUUUGCUUGCUUUUUGGUUGUGUUUUCCUCCAGAGGUUUGGAACCUUAAUUAGUAAUUGUGUGUGUGUGUGUGUGUGUUUUAAGUGGCUUUGGUUUUUUGUUUUUGUUUGUUUGUUUUCUUCUCAAGUAAAAUUGUGAACACAUUUGCUUUUCAAGGGCAGGGCAUCAGUUCUAGAGACUGAAGAGUAUUGUAGAUUGUACUAUGUGCCUUCUUGAUGUGUUUCCGGACACUUUUUUUUCGACAACUUGAAAACUCAAAAGGGACAUUUGAUUAGGUUAUAUACUGUACGUCAAUCUAUGCACAAAUGGCAGCUUGUUUUCUUGAGCCACUGUCUAAAUAUUUUUUUCUGUUUUUAUAGAAGGUUUUUAUACUGAUUAGUUCAUAGAUGGUCAGUUUUAUACACAGACUAAACAAUACAGCACUUUGCCAAAAAUAAGUGUAGCAUUGCUUAAACAUUGUGUAUUAUUAACACCAGUUCUUUGUAAUUGGGUUCAGUGGUGUAUUUUGCACUACCUGAAGUUAUGGUUUUUAAUCUGUCAGUAAAUAAAAUGUGCUUUAACUUCACAUUUGUCAGAUUCUCUUAUUUUUGUCUUUAUGGUCAUUAGUCUUAAAACUAUGUACAACUUACUUAAAAUACUUGCUUUUUAGUUUUACUUGUCCAAAAGAUAUAUUUAAUAUGCACUUUAAAUACUUUUUUUAAACUAAUUUUUAUUGGAGUAUAUUUGAUUUACAAUGUUGUGUUAGUUCCUGCUGUACAGCACUUUAAAUACUUUUUUAAACUUGCAUAAAUUACAUAUUAACAUUUUUCAUCUAAAAUGAAUAAUCAUUUAUGUGAACAUGAAUUUGAGGAUGACCCGCAGCCAGAACCUUUUCCCUCCAGCCAA